Messenger RNA from Vanessa tameamea, 555 nucleotides. RefSeq lists its product as uncharacterized. NCBI's taxonomy places the organism in Eukaryota, Metazoa, Arthropoda, Insecta, Lepidoptera, Nymphalidae. The record is from RefSeq and is a predicted model, not a curated record. The coding region runs from base 1 to 555 and encodes 184 amino acids. The transcript has a single exon.
AUGGUGCUGCUGAGCCCAACGGUUAGAGCGCUUGGAGAGCUACUGACCUCGUGUGAGAGUUAUGCUCUAAAACAUGGUCUCAUUUAUAAUGUUACAAAGAAUGAGUUUAUGGUAUUCAAGGCCGAUGGUGGUAAAUGCCCAGAAUACAUGCCCGUGAUAAGUCUGAAUGGAAGUGAAUUAAAACGAGUUCAUACAUUUAAAUAUCUUGGACAUUAUGUAACCGAUGACCUUGAUGACCAGAUGGAUAUUGAGAGGGAACGUAAGGCGCUGGCAGUUCGUUGUAAUGUGUUAGCGCGCGGGUUUGCACGUUGUAGCGCCGAUGUUAAAACGACGCUUUUUAAAGCUUAUUGUCAAGUGUUCUACACAUGCAGCCUUUGGGUUAACUACACUCAGCAAGCUCUCGGCGCCCUGCGGAUCCAAUAUAAUAAUGGAUUUAGGAUGUUGAUGGGGCUGCCGUGGUUAUGCAGUGCAUCAGGUAUGUUCACGACAGUUAAUGUUUCUGACUUCUACGCCAUUAUCAGACAUAAAUCUGCCUCGUUGCUCUGCAGAGUAUGA